AUGGCCCAGGAGAGACUGCAAUAUGAGAAAUCGUUGCGUGUUUGUGAAAUGUGGUGCCGAGAUCAACGCAAAAAGAGAACUUGCGUUAUGUUAGCAGCAGCACAGAAAACAGUGAUUUCCACAUGGACUGACUAUUACAAAAGUCAAAGUAUUGUUGGUCUCUGUGAAAUUGCAGAUAAGCAAUAUCCUGCAGUAGUGGAUUUCAUGGAAACCAGAAAGGACAAGUCGUGCAUCCCUCCGAAAGCCUUUUAUGAAAUGUUAGGUCUGUAUGUUGCAAUGUUGGAAGAAGCUAGUGCAUUCUCAGACCACAUUCACUUGGAAAGUGCAGCCAGUAUGCAACAGAUUGUCUCACCUGUGGUGCAGAAACACCGAAAAGAGGUGCAAAUCUUUAUUUGUAAAGCAUUAAUAAUUGAUGAUUAACCCAUUGAGCAGCAAUAUGCCCCACUGCAUCCUACUUAUUUUUUUUUACUUGUCUAACGCCAAAUGAUUUUACUCUUCAAUGGGGAAGCUCUGCAGCUUAAUGGUUAAUCAAAAAAUCUAACAAUGUCUCUAGUUAACCCAUUGAGCCACAGUGCGCCCUACUUAUUUUUUUUACUUGUCUAACGCCAGAUUUUUUUUACUUGUCUAACGCCAGACGAUUUUACUCGUCAAUGGGGAAGCUCUGCAACUUAAUGGGUUAAACUUCAAAAGCAAUAUAAAAUAUUUUAUCAACUGGUACUCUAAAUAAAAUGGUACACUAGGGAGACAGUAUCAAAGAAUAUUUAUACACUGCCUAUAAAAUUAAUGUAAUUCACACCUAAGGAAAAUUUUAGAAAAUCUUACAAAAUUAAACUUUUUCUUUUAUUAAUACAGGUUACAACUCAGAGUAUAAUUUUUUUAAAGAUGAAGCCUUGCCAGCACUCCAAAAAAUGGUCAAGGAAAAGGUUGCAGAAGCCAAAACAAUUCUGGAGAAGGACCGAGAGAAAUAUGGGUAUUGUGUAGAAUACAAAAAGGCCAAAAGAAAGGCACAGAAGAGAAGGAUGAAAGCAAAGAGAGCAAAGGCAGUAACUGGAGAGUCAUCCAAGGAAAGUGGAAGUCCAAUUGGUGAUGUGCAGGAGACAGAGGUUGCUGUGGUUCAGUUAGUAGAUGUCAAAGAGGAUUAUUACAGCAGUAUCAGUGAAGCAGAAUCAUGCAGCAACUGA
This is a messenger RNA of Paramuricea clavata, 1181 nucleotides long. The record is from the annotation of a GenBank genome assembly. Lineage: Eukaryota; Metazoa; Cnidaria; Anthozoa; Malacalcyonacea; Plexauridae.